Molecule: messenger RNA, 3235 nt
Organism: Exaiptasia diaphana
Lineage: Eukaryota; Metazoa; Cnidaria; Anthozoa; Actiniaria; Aiptasiidae
Product: tetratricopeptide repeat protein 28
Exons: 2
Coding region: 240-2948 (902 amino acids)
Molecular function (GO): protein binding
Source: RefSeq, a predicted model, not a curated record
UCUUCCGAUUCCAAAGAACCAAAACCUUGUCUCUUGGACGAAAAAUGCUAUAAAAUCGACUAGCAAAGAACCACUUCAUAUCAUGAUGUUUGAUUGAUUCAUUAUCGUGCAAGAAUCUUGUAUCGACUCUGCAUCGUAUGUGAACGAGGAAAAGUAUUCAGUGCAAUAAGAUUUCGACACGACUGGACUCGGUACAAAGGAAGCCCAAUUUGAUAUACUGAAGGCUUUGGASAGACAACAUGAAAUGGUCGAAGGCAUGUUCUAUCGGUGAAUCAAAACUACAAGCUGGUGAGACUAGAGAUGCUAUAAGAUACUUUAAAAAGGCCCUGGUGAUUGCACGAAGGAAUGGGUCUAAAAAGGAAGAAGUUAUCACGCUUGAACGACUUGGUAAUGUUUACGGUCGUAUUGAAAAUUAUCACGAAGCUGUUGAUUACUAUGAGAAGGGACUGGAAAUAGUACAAGAGACUGGUGACAAGAAACUAGAGUGUGAGAUGUGUUAUAGCAUUGGCGGUGCGUGUGGUAAACUGGGAGAUUAUGAAAAGUUUAUGCAGUAUUCAAAACAAGGCUUGACUGUUGCAUUAAGAAUCGGUGACUCUAGACUCACUGCACAGUCCUAUGAAGGUCUUGGUCGUGCUUACAAUGCCCCGUGUGACUAUCAAAAUAGUAUUAAGUGCUAUAAAAAAGCUAUUGAUUUGUUCAAACGACUGAAUAAUGAAGAAGGAUUAGGGCGUUGUUAUGGAAACAUGUCAUUAUCAUAUCAAAGGCAAGGAAAGUACCAUGAUGCAAUUCGUCUAUUAGAGGAGAGUCUCAGGAUAAGUGUUAAAAUUGGAAGCAAAGAAAAGCAGGCGAGUGACUUACUUAACUUGGGAACAAUAUACGCGAGGCUGAAUGAUAUUGAUAAGGCCGUCGAGAUGUUCCAGAAAAGUCUUACUAUCAGUAUAGAUAUCAGUAAUAAAGGUCUUCAAGCAAAAUGUUAUGUUGGACUGGGAAAUGCUUUGAUAAAUUAUUCUAACAAAUAUUCAGAAGCCAUCGUGUAUUAUCAGAAAUGCUUAGACAUUUCAAAAGAAAUCGAUGAUAAACAAUCACAAUCGGUCGCCUUAUUAAACAUUGGCGCAUGCUUAGAGGAAUUACAUCGAUACGAAGAGUCGAAUGUCAUAUACGACAUUAGUCUUGCUAUUGCUAAAGAAUUAAAUGACAAAGGUCUUGAGGCAAGUAUUUAUCAUGCUAUGGCUGUAAACAAUAUGAGAAGAAAUCAAUUUCAAACUGCUUUAACUUUAUUGGAGAAAUGCCUUGACAUCGCUUCGACAAUCGGCAAUAAAGAACGUGAAGGUAAUGCUUGUUAUCUUCUGGGUGAAGUAUAYUAUUCAUUACACAAAGAAAACCAAGGACAUCAAGCAUGUCAUAAUACUGAUGAUAAUAUAGCUAAAUCAGAAGAAUACUUGAAAAAAGCUGUUGUUUGUUUUGAUUUUUUGUUCCUACAUCUCCAUCAACGGGAUCUUUUCAAAGUCUCCAUUUUUGAUAAAUUCAUUGCAACCUACAAGCUACUCACCACCGUACUGAUCGAGACAAAGAGAACACAAGAGGCUCUGUUAGUAUCUGAUGGUGGAAGAGCACGUGCUUUAGGAGAUCGCUUGAUUUUUAAAUACGGUAUGAUUCAACAAGAAUAUUUAUCGCCUAGACCAUUAACUUAUCCUGAUGUAGAAGGGAUCCUAACAAAUGAUGGAUUCUCUUUGCUGCAUUACAGCUUGCUAAGCAACAGUUUAGCUGUGUGGGUUUUAGCUAAAGACUCACUGAUGUUCAGAGAAACUGAAAAGGAACAAUUUGAUUCUGCCAUASAAACAUUGACUCAAGAAAAGAAAGAUGAUGAUGAAAACUCCAUUAAACGUUUCUUUACUGCUACGRUUUCAAGAGCAUAUGAAAUGAUGAAAAUCCAAGAAAGCGUCACUUGUGAAAACAGAUCACUUGAUGAUUGCGUUACAUCGAAAGAUCACGUCACUACAAAAGCUUCUGAAUCUCUGUCACGUGAUGAUGGUACCAGUGAWGAGACCCUCGAUAAAGCGUCACACCCACUUGAAAUGUUGUACAAUUGUUUAGUUGCCCCUGUCCUAUCAGAAGUUCAACACGACGAGAUUGUCAUAGUACCCGAUGGASCAAUGUAUAGAGUACCGUUUGCUGCCCUCAGGGAUCCCAAUACAGGACAAUAUUUGUCAGACACCAAACGCAUUCGUCUUGCUCCAUCGAUAGCAAUAUUUAAGGCUCUAAAGGAAUGUCCAGUGGAUCAUCACAGGCAAAAAGGAGCGUUGAUUGUAGGAGAUCCCAGUGUUGGAGAGGUGAUGUUCAGAGGCAAGAAACGAGUGUUUGAACGUUUACCUUCAGCAGAAACGGAAGUCAGAUUUAUUUCUUAUAAAUUGGGACAGGCCGCUCUGACUGGAGAACAAGCUACCAAAAACACUGUGUUGCACAAACUGAGAGAAGGAUCAGCUUUAAUUCACAUUGCUGCGCAUGGUAGCUCUGAUAAUGGUGAAAUAGCGCUAGCACCAAAUGUCUCACCAGAAAGACAAGGAAUCCCAGAAGAAGAUGACUACCUGUUGACGAUGAAAGAAGUCCAACAAAUCGGAAUCAAAGCUCAACUUGUUGUCCUAAGCUGUUGUUACAGUGGYCGUGGAGAGAUUAGGGCUGAGGGCAUGAUUGGACUUAGUCGUGCUUUCCUUGCGGCCGGAGCUCGUUCUGUCGUAGCUUCAUUGUGGGCAAUCGACGACGUAAUAACUUUGUGUUUCAUGCUGAAGUUUUACGGUUAUCUUACUGGAGGGGAUAGUGCGAGUGUAAGCCUUCAUAAAGCCAUGCUAGAUAUCCGAGCAGAGGAAGGCCACAGGGAUCCCAAGUACAGAGAUCACAAGUACUGGGCUCCUUUCUUCCUGAUCGGUGAUGAUGUCACACUCAAUUUGUAAGUAAAAAGCAUCUUUCAUCGCAGAUUUAUGUCAACAAAUGAAUAUKAAACUGAAAAACCCAAAUCAGUAUUGAUUCAACACGAACAUCAACACGAACAGUGACAGUGUGCUUUCGGCAUGUCUCUCCAGGGCAGGUUGUCAUUACUGUCGCUUGUAAAUAUGUAAAUUACGUUAUUUCUGCACUGAGUUGUUGUUCUUGCGUGAUAAACCAUAGUUAAUGUUAACUAUUAUUAUAAACUUAUCAAUACUGCAUGAGCUAUUACUCCAAUAAGGGCCUUGUAGUAUAG